CAACCCUAAAUCUGCAAUUGCUCAAACCCUCCUCACCUCCUGUCUCACACACUCUGCCAGUCUGCCUCACCUUCUCCAGCGUUUCGCCACUUCGAGUUCCCCUGUCGCCGCUGCGAGCCGCAUUGUCACCGCACCAGAAGCCUUGUCGCCGCCAGAUCGUCAUCGGUCCGUCUCCAUUCUGCUACCCUGCUUGGCCUCCAUCUCGCGCCUCCUCGACCUGAGAAAGUUUUUCUUUUUCUUUUUUAUAAAAACUCACCCGAGAGUGGCAUUAGGGUUUAGGGUUACAACUGCGGGAAGGAGCAAAGUGAUAAAUAACCCGUGUAACUCGUUGCCGCUUCUACACUGCAACCAUGAUCAUUCCGGAGAAGAACCGCAAGGAGAUCUGCAAGUACCUAUUCCAAGAGGGAGUAUGCUACGCGAAGAAGGACUUCAAUCUUGCGAAACACCCUGAGAUCGAUGUGCCGAAUCUGCAGGUGAUUAAGCUGAUGCAGAGCUUCAAGUCGAAGGAGUACGUUAGAGAGACGUUUGCCUGGAUGCACUAUUAUUGGUUCCUCACCAACGACGGCAUCGAGCAUCUCAGGACUUACCUCAACCUUCCUUCUGAGAUUGUCCCCGCCACUCUCAAGAAGCAGGCCAAGCUAUCUGGCAGGCCUUUUGGCGGCCCACCGGGUGACCGCCCCAGGGGUCCACCUCGCUUUGAGGGAGAGCGCAGAUUUGGUGAUCGUGAUGGAUACCGUGGAGGUCCCCGUGGACCUGGUGGUGAUUUUGGAGGAGACAAGGGUGGUGCUCCUGCUGACUACAGACCUUCUUUUGGGGGUGCUGGUGGAAGGCCUGGCUUUGGUCGUGGUGCUGGUGGUUUUGGAGGUGGUGCUCCAACUUCUUAAAUGCUUUCGAUAGUUGCCCCUUUUUGCUAGUAGAUGGCUGUCUGUUGAGUCAAUAGUAGUUUUCUACCCAGAAAUCAGAUGCUUGAUCUGUUAUUUUACAUACAUUUCGUUAUUUAUGCACUUAAGAUUUUGAAAAUGAGUCUUUUUGAUAAUUAGAAUGAUUAACUUAAUUUCAUGCUCCAUUAUCGGACUA
Arachis ipaensis is the source of this 1077-nucleotide messenger RNA. RefSeq names its product small ribosomal subunit protein eS10z. Lineage: Eukaryota; Viridiplantae; Streptophyta; Magnoliopsida; Fabales; Fabaceae. Gene Ontology annotation, molecular function: structural constituent of ribosome; RNA binding. The record is from RefSeq and is a predicted model, not a curated record. Gene Ontology annotation, cellular component: cytosolic small ribosomal subunit.